AAACGGCAUUCAAGCAAAGUUCCGUUCGUAUUUCUCCAAAACUCCCUUUUUCCGAUCCGAAAACGUCAGUAAUACCAUGGCCACCGUUUCCCCACGCGAGGAAAACGUGUACUUGGCGAAGCUCGCGGAGCAAGCCGAGCGCUACGAGGAGAUGGUCAAGUUCAUGGACAACGUCGUCUCCGCCGUCACAACCCCCGAAGAACUCACCGUGGAGGAACGGAACCUCCUCUCUGUCGCCUACAAGAACGUGAUCGGAGCCCGCCGUGCCUCCUGGCGAAUCGUUUCCUCCAUCGAGCAGAAGGAGGAAGGGCGUGGCAACGCUGAUCACGUCUCCGCCAUCCGCGAGUACAGGGCCAAGAUCGAGUCUGAGUUGUCCAACAUUUGCGCCGGAAUUUUGAAUCUUCUCGACGAGAAGCUCGUUCCAGCUGCCGGAAACGGGGAUUCCAAGGUCUUUUAUCUGAAGAUGAAAGGAGAUUACCAUAGGUACUUGGCUGAGUUCAAGACGGGUGACGAUAGGAAAGCCGCUGCCGAAAAUACGCUCAAUGCAUAUAAAUCUGCUCAGGAUAUUGCAACCUCUGAGCUAGCCCCAACUCAUCCUAUUCGUUUAGGAUUGGCUCUGAACUUUUCCGUCUUCUACUAUGAGAUCUUGAAUUCUCCUGAUCGUGCUUGCAGUCUUGCAAAACAGGCUUUUGAUGAAGCCAUCGCUGAGCUGGAUACCCUCGGAGAGGAUUCAUACAAGGACAGUACUUUGAUAAUGCAACUUAUUCGUGAUAACCUCACAUUGUGGACCUCAGAUAUGCAGGAUGAUGGAACAGAUGAGAUCAAAGAAGCUCCCAAAGCUGAGGAUGAGAAACAGCAGUGAAGUCGGUAAUGUUCAUGUCAUUUGUUUUUUAGGAGAUCAAUCUUCGAUUUAUGAACCUUGGAAGUACUGCUAAAAGUUUCUCAGUAUUUCACAUGUUAUUCUUUUCGAGUGGAAGAUUUGUGAUUGCAGUGAUGUGAUGUACACUCUUUUCUUAGUCCUUUUUCUCGACAAUAAGGGAGCUGAUGAUUGACAUGUUUCUUAA
This is a messenger RNA of Hibiscus syriacus, 1064 nucleotides long. RefSeq names its product 14-3-3 protein 6-like. The record is from RefSeq and is a predicted model, not a curated record. Gene Ontology annotation, cellular component: cytoplasm. NCBI's taxonomy places the organism in Eukaryota, Viridiplantae, Streptophyta, Magnoliopsida, Malvales, Malvaceae. Gene Ontology annotation, biological process: signal transduction. Bases 77 to 862 code for a protein of 261 amino acids. The transcript is spliced from 5 exons.